This is a messenger RNA of Manis javanica (Malayan pangolin), 4084 nucleotides long. It is a transcript of the gene ESS2, whose product is annotated as ess-2 splicing factor homolog. NCBI's taxonomy places the organism in Eukaryota, Metazoa, Chordata, Mammalia, Pholidota, Manidae. Gene Ontology annotation, cellular component: catalytic step 2 spliceosome. The record is from RefSeq and is a predicted model, not a curated record.
GGUGGUGAGUGGAGAUCAGAGCACACGAAACAGCCAGUCACUCCUGACAAAUGGGUCGGUCUGCUUCCAGCCAACGGGCGGCCGUGCACCCAGCCUUCACAGCAGCCCCAGCUGGGAAUGCCGAGGGUCUCCUCGCUGACUUGCUACUUCCUACAUGUUCUCGGAUCCCUGACGGUGGUCUUUGAAACAGUGAUUAUUUGCGAGGAAUUGGAAUUCCAAGGCUUUUCAAUUCCUCAGUGCUGGAAUUUUUCACGGUUAGCGUGAACCACACGUCCGCUAGCCUCCACCACAGCACCCCCUGCUGCCCACAGCCGAGAUACGCAUGACCAGAGCGAGGUGAGAUAAAGACUACAACUCCCAUGAGGACAAGGGCUUGCGGUGAUGUCACUACGGAGCGCGGGUCGGCCUUCGAAACGCACAGCUUCCCCAUUGGCGGACUGUAGCAGGCGCCUGCGCAGCCGAUUCAGCACCCGCCCGGGCACAGUUACGCGCUUGCGCCAGUAGAGCGAACCUGGGAGAGGGAUGGAGACGCCGGGUGCGUCGGCGGGGGCCUUGUUGCUCCCGGCCGUGUCGCGGCCCCGCAGGAAGCGCGCUGCGGGGGAGGCCGAGACUACGACCAGCAAGCAACGGGUCCUGGACGAGGAAGAAUACAUCGAGGGCCUCCAGACUGUCAUUCAGAGGGACUUCUUUCCUGAUGUGGAGAAGCUGCAGGCCCAGAAGGAGUACUUGGAGGCCGAGGAGAAUGGAGACUUGGAGCGGAUGCGCCAGAUCGCCAUCAAGUUCGGCUCUGCCCUGGGCAAGGUGUCCCGAGAGCCCCCACCGCCCUAUGUGACUCCAGCCACCUUUGAAACCCCUGAGGUGCACACAGGCGCCGGAGUGGUGGGCAGCAAGCCCCAAAGCCGGGGCCAAGGCGUGGAGGACGGUGAUGGAGAGGCUGGAGAGGAGGAGGAGAAGGAGCCCCUGCCCAGCCUGGAUGCCUUCUUGAGCCGGUACACAAGUGAGGACAACGCGUCCUUCCAGGAGAUCAUGGAGGUGGCCAGGGAGAAAAGCCGGGCUCGCCACACCUGGCUGUACGAGGCCGAGGAGGAGUUUGAGAAGAGGCAGAAGGAUAAUCUUGAACUCCCAUCAGCAGAGCACCAAGCCAUUGAGAGCAGCCAGGCUGGCGUGGAGACCUGGAAGUACAAGGCCAAGAACUCCCUCAUGUACUACCCCGAAGGUGUCCCUGAUGAAGAGCAGUUAUUUAAGAAGUCCCGGCAGGUGGUGCAUAAGAACACUCGCUUCCUCACGGAUCCAUUCAGCCAGGCCCUGAGCAGGUCCCAGCUGCAGCAGGCAGCUGCCCUCAAUGCCCAGCACAAACAGGGCAAGGUGGGCCCUGACGGCAAGGAGCUCAUCCCCCAGGAGUCCCCCAGAGUGGGCGGAUUCGGAUUCGUUGCCACCCCCUCUCCUGCCCCUGGUGUGGACGAGUCCCCACUGAUGACCUGGGGAGAGGUCGAGAACACGCCCUUGAGAGUGGAAGGAUCUGAAACCCCCUACGUGGACCGGACGCCGGGGCCAGCCUUCAAGAUCCUGGAGCCAGGCCGCAGGGAGCGGCUGGGGCUGAAGAUGGCCAAUGAGGCCGCCGCCAAGAACCGGGCCAAGAAGCAGGAGGCCCUGCGGAAAGUGACAGAGAACCUAGCCAGCCUCAGCCCCAAAGGCCUGAGCCCAGCCAUGUCCCCAGCCCUGCAGCGCCUCGUGAGCAGGACGGCCAGCAAGUACACAGACCGAGCCCUGCGGGCCAGCUACACACCAUCCCCAGCGCGCUCCACUCACCUCAAGACCCCAGCCGGUGGGCCUCACACGCCCACAAGCACACCGGCCCCCGGUUCUGCCACCCGCACACCCCUCAGCCAGGACCCAGCCUCCAUCACGGAUGACCUUCUGCAGCUCCCUGCCCGGCGCAAAGCCUCCGACUUCUUCUAGGGCCGGGCCCGGGCUGGGCCUGUGGAAGCUUUGCGGAGCCUGCAGGGCAGCUGCCCACCCAGCAGAGGACUCCAGCCUUCUGGGGACCCAGGCCCGGGCCAAAAGCGGUGACUGUCCCGGGAGCCCCAGAAGAAAGGUGCUGUGCCGCAGCCGGGCUGGCGCAGGCCUCGCCCCACAGCCCUGGAGGUGCACCCCGGCGCCUUGGUGAUACUGAUCCCUACCAACCCCGCCUGUUUCCCCUUGACUUUCAUUAAAGAGCGCCUGGCACAUUAGAGAGCUGGACCCUCCCCAUCCUGCUGCCCAUGGCCCUGAGGCUGCCUGCAUGCCUGCCCCGGGGUGUCAGGACGGCGGGCUUCCCAGGAGGAGCUGCUGGCCGCAGUGGCCCUUGAAAGCCGGUUGGCCUGGCUUUUCCACUGUGACCUGCACUGCGCUCUGUGGCACGGUGGGGGCUUGGAACCAGCCUUCCGAGCUGAGCUCAUAGCUCACUGGUUCCCCCCCGCAGCCUGUCCACGUGGGGCAGGGGUGAAGCCCCUGGAGGUUGUGCCCCUGGGCUCAGGCCUGUGGCCUCCCUAGCCAGCUGUUUUGCCAGCUGUAUGGGGCUGCCCAGGUCUCUAUGCAGGCCACACCCCCACAUGAGGUGCCUUCCCCGUGGCCCCCCAUCACCUCCAGGCACCUGGCUGCAGGUUGGGAGGGUGGCAGGGUGUCUCCAUCCACCAGCCCUUCUCCCCGUGCUCCGGGCACCAGCCUCCAGUGCUGCCGAGUCGCCUGCCCCACCUCAUCGUCAUGCCCAGCAGCGGGAGCCACAGGCCCCCAGGACCUGGGCCACAGUGUCCAAGGUGGUGGGCUGGGCUCCACACGGGCUGGUGCUGCCCUGGGGGCCCGGGACCAGCUGCCCCACCUGGAGGUGGGGCCAGGGCUUCCCAGAUGGGCCUCUUCACGGCCCCAGUGGGGUCAGGGUAGGGUCAGGGUGUACCUCAGAGGGCCGCGUGCCGCUCAGCGGGGGGGCCUGGGACCUGCUCAGACUGGUCUCCCUGCUUGGAGCUCACCCACCUGACGCCAGGCCGUCACCUUGGGCUGUCCUCGGGCACCCUCUGUGAGCACCCGUUGUCUCUGGAGGUGGUGCAGGGCCUGCUUCUUGUCUGUGCACCGUCUAGCCUGUGCCCCUGGACAGUGAGUUCCUGCAAGUUCCCGGGGGCUGAGCCCUGGCUGUGCCCUGUGACCCAUCAGGGGCCUGGCACUACCCAGGGUCAGGAAACUGGCUUUUGGUGCUGUUCCCCAUACAGAGAGGUGAACUCGUCUGAGGGGUCCCCAGGGAGCACGGAGGCAGAGGGCUGAGUGGGUGUAUGUGAGGGCAGAGGGGGGUGGUGUCCAGACAAGGCCAUCUUCGGCCAGGCGCUGACCACCACAUGCGCUUGGCUGGUGCAUGGGAUGUGUGCCUAGGAAGUGAUGGGCGACAGUACAGUGAGGCUGCUGUGUGGGAAAGGCUGGGGUGCAGGUGAGGGGUCUCUGCUGGGGCUGCCCUGGGGCAUGGGGGGCACUCAAGGGGCCACAGUCACCGAUCUCACCCCCAGGAAUGGAGGGAGAGGAGCACACUGAGAAGGAGGCUGUUGAGAGCGUGGGGCGGGCUUGGGGUGGGCCGCACUGCCCUGAGGCGGGAGUGCUCAAGGCUCCGGGCCCCGGGCAGGGCCCGAGACCAGGAGACCUGGGGGGAUGGGCGCCAGCCUACCCUCUGCCCACAAGGCCUCCCUGUGUCCCUGUGCCUGAGCACUGGCCCCAGGAGCCCUGUGCUGGAGACCCCCGUGCCGCACCGCAGGGAGGGCAGCUGGCUGAGUCCUACAGAAAAAGACUCCGCACGGGGUGCUCUUGGUGCUUGUAUACACUUUGUGGUUUAUUUGAUGGUAAUUAAUGUCUUUGCUACUAAGUGGAAGAAAGCUAAUAGAACGUAAUCAAAAUAGUGGUUUAAUUGACAGACUUUACUUGUUCCAGGCACCUGUGCCUUCUUCAGCUCCUACCUGCCCACUCAGCUCACGAGAAGGCACGCCCCCGGGGCCUCCGCACCACUAGCUGCUCGCUUUCCCCACCUCGGCUCCGGGGAUGUGGUCUUUCCCCUUGGAGGUCUUGGCCA